CAGACGCCCGUUCAAUGGCUGACAAUGUCAGGGCUGAAGAGGACCAGAACUCGGAGAAACAGUGCAGAAUUUGUCUUGACGGAGAUGAUCCCUCACUGGGAAGGCUCAUACGACCCUGCCUUUGCAAAGGCUCCAUUAGUUACGUACACGUCCAGUGCCUGCAAACUUGGCGCAGAGCUUCCCCAUCGGCCAGCGCCUUCUUUCAGUGUCCACAGUGUCAGUAUCGAUAUCGUCUCAGUCGGACCGGUGCUGUGGGUCUAGCGACGAACCCAGUGGUGCUUGGCCUACUUUCCUCAAUCCUAUUCACUGCCCUAGUUAUGACUUCAUCUUACCUCACAACCUCCUUCUUCCACGUUUUCGACAAUGACUAUGACGACUAUUCUUAUGGUUUCUCGUACACUUCUUGGUACUAUGCGCCAUAUGAUGCUGCUCAUGACAUUGUCCGCGCCGCCUUUCGCAUAUUGAAGGAUCAAGAUGUCUUGGAGGAUGACUCACCUUUCACUGCCCGUCCCCUAAAUCCCACGUUAAAACCCCAAGCUAAAAGCGGCUUAGUGCAGAGGUUCAUAGGCCGCUUCAUCACUGGGUUACCUCUAGUAGGGGCAGGCUCUCUGAUUCAAAUGAUAUUCUCGAUGCCAUUUCUGGGUCCUAUUCAAUGGAUAGCGAGGUAUAGGGGCAGCCGUCGUAGGUCGGGAAAUUCGGCGGACAUCGCAGCGCUCGUAAUCAUCUUCCUACUCGCCGUUGGCCUCACGAGGGCUUUGGUAAAGGUUUACGAACUCACGCGCAAACUUAGCGCAAGAAUUCUUGUGUUUGCAGAAGAUGUGAUAUUGGAAGUAAAUUAGCUCGAAAUUCUGGCGUAAGUCACUACGGCAUGCCAAUGCACCCCAUUUUGGUAUCGCUUAAAUGAUUAAUCACCAAUUUCGUCGGAGCUGGCGCUUGACGUUCUCAUACGC
Molecule: messenger RNA, 950 nt
Organism: Coniophora puteana RWD-64-598 SS2
Lineage: Eukaryota; Fungi; Basidiomycota; Agaricomycetes; Boletales; Coniophoraceae
Exons: 4
Coding region: 15-839 (274 amino acids)
Molecular function (GO): zinc ion binding
Source: RefSeq, a predicted model, not a curated record